CGAUUCUCCAAUGUUCACAGCUCGGCCGGAGCCUGUCGUCUUCCCGGCUCCAUUUCCACAGGAUUUUUACCACUCGUAACCGCCCCAGAUCAGGACAGGAUCGCGCUAAAGGUAAAGAAGAAGCUUUCAGGGGGAAAAUGUCUAGUGACAGACAACGUUCAGACGACGAAAGUCCGAGCACCAGCAGUGGCAGUUCUGAUGCGGAUCAGAGGGAUCCGCCGGUACCAGAACCUGAGGAGCAAGAAGAGAGAAAACAGCCCACAGCAACUCAGCAGCAAAAGAAAAAUACCAAAUUAUCCAGUAAAACAACAGCUAAACUGUCCACCAGUGCUAAAAGAAUUCAGAAGGAGCUAGCUGAAAUUACUCUGGAUCCUCCGCCUAACUGCAGUGCUGGGCCAAAAGGAGACAAUAUAUAUGAAUGGAGAUCCACCAUCCUUGGGCCUCCUGGCUCUGUUUAUGAGGGAGGAGUGUUCUUUCUGGACAUAACCUUCUCAUCUGAUUACCCCUUUAAACCACCAAAGGUCACUUUCCGCACUAGGAUUUAUCACUGCAAUAUCAACAGUCAGGGAGUCAUCUGUUUGGAUAUACUGAAAGACAACUGGAGCCCUGCUCUGACUAUUUCAAAGGUCCUAUUGUCGAUCUGCUCCCUCCUGACAGACUGCAAUCCUGCUGACCCUCUUGUUGGAAGCAUAGCCACUCAGUAUCUGACCAACAGAGCAGAACAUGACAGGAUAGCCAGACAGUGGACAAAGAGAUAUGCUACAUAGAUGGCAGGAGCUCUUGUGCAGUGUGAAGAAUCAGGAGGCAACUUUACAACGUGCAACAAAUCUUUAUAGCCUUUACAAUACGGACUUCUGUGUAUAUGUUAAACUGAUUCUACUCUAUGCUUUUAUCCUAUGAAGACUGGGAAGAGUUCCCCACAGGUAAAUGCUACUGGAGUAGAAUUUUGUAGCUGUAGAUUUAGUUAUGUUUAAAUGCCUACUUGCAAGUCUUGCUUCUUUGGGAUAUCAAAAUGUAUUUUGUGAUGUAAUAAGGAAAUUGUUCCUAAAGUCAACCAAAUAUUAUGGUGCAUUUUAGCCUAAUCCAUUAUCUGUAUGAAGUUAAAUAAAAUAGCUGUAGAAUAUUAGGAAUUAUGUCAUUUAUAUUAAACCCAGAUCCAUUUCCAGUUAUGUGGUACAUGCUGUUGUGAACUCUGUUUUACCUUUGUCAGUUUGUAAUGAAGAGAUUUCAUUUAACCUUUUGUAGCUCAGCGAUAAUGAGCAACCGCUGUAACACCCCAAAACACAAUAAACUUGUUCCCCAGGGUAA
This is a messenger RNA of Lepisosteus oculatus (spotted gar), 1308 nucleotides long. It is a transcript of the gene ube2e3, whose product is annotated as ubiquitin-conjugating enzyme E2E 3 (UBC4/5 homolog, yeast). Gene Ontology annotation, biological process: protein K48-linked ubiquitination; protein K11-linked ubiquitination; protein K63-linked ubiquitination. Gene Ontology annotation, cellular component: nucleus. The record is from RefSeq and is a predicted model, not a curated record. Gene Ontology annotation, molecular function: ubiquitin conjugating enzyme activity. NCBI's taxonomy places the organism in Eukaryota, Metazoa, Chordata, Actinopteri, Semionotiformes, Lepisosteidae.